Messenger RNA from Angiostrongylus costaricensis, 606 nucleotides. The record is from the annotation of a GenBank genome assembly. Lineage: Eukaryota; Metazoa; Nematoda; Chromadorea; Rhabditida; Metastrongylidae.
AUGAAGUUAUUCGAUUGGAACGAGAAAGGCAUACGUAUUGGUGGAAAGUUCCUAACAAACUUUCGUUUUGCCGACGACAUUGUCACCUUCUCAAGAAGUACUAGCGAAGCAGAGGUGAUGAUCAACGAGCUCAACGAAGCGGGGAAAAAGAUCGUACUUCGCAUAAAUCGAAAGAAUACCCAGUUCAUGAAAAAUUCAUGGUGCGAAGGCGAAAAAAUUGAAUUGGAGGGCUCUCCCAUUGCAGAGGCCACCUCGUACGCUUACCUUGGGCGACCAAUGAACAUGGAAAACAACAUGAAGAAGAAACUAGAUAGAAGAAGGAGAGCAGCUUGGGUCGAAUUCAGUCCUCUCAGAGAAGCCACCGACCAACUGGACAACACGAAAAUCCGCCCUUAUCUCUUUGAUUCUACGGUCUUCCCAGUGCUCUUUUAUGCUGCAGAGACGUGGGUUGAUACUUCAACUACGUCAAGAAUGCUUCAAACUACUCACAGAGCGCUUGAGCUAUGUCUUCUGAAAUAUAACCGGCACUCUCAAUAUGUAGCCGCAUGCGAAGCUCUGAUCUUCAAAAUUUGUCACAUCUUCGAGAUCCAGGAGAAUAUAUAUUGA